Molecule: messenger RNA, 756 nt
Organism: Naegleria lovaniensis
Lineage: Eukaryota; Heterolobosea; Eutetramitea; Acrasida; Naegleriidae
Exons: 1
Coding region: 1-756 (251 amino acids)
Cellular component (GO): EMC complex
Source: RefSeq, a predicted model, not a curated record
AUGAAGUCAUUUAUUUUCUACGUAUUCGUGCUGGUUCUGAUGAUGACUUUGGUCUCGGAAAGCUUCCAACAAUCCUCAUCAGAAACAACAACAACAAUAACAGCAACAUUAUUGGGACAAGUGGUUGAUAUACCUAAAAAUAUGAAAAAGGAUGACCAGCAAGAUCCUAUUAAAAUUCUAUUGCUCCGACAAGACUCUCCUUCACGUGAGGAUGUUUAUUUCGUGAGAGCGGAUGGAUCAUUUGCUAUUGAAGGAUUAACACCAGGUUCACAUAUUUUGCAAUUAGUUUGUCAUAGAUUUGAAUUUGCUAAAAUCCGAAUUGAUGUUUCAAAGAGCGGAAAGAUGAGAGGCGUUAUGAUGAUUCCUUCUAACCAUCCUUCACUAUUGACGGAGGAAGAAAGGAAAUCUGGAGCUGCUCAAAGUUUAGAUGGAUUUGGUUUUGUUAAACAAGGAAUUCAGGUUGAACCAGUGCUUCGAGUUAAACCUUUGACUGUGCUGAAUUACUUUGAAGUUGUUCCUGGAUUUGAUUAUUUCGGAAUUUUGAAGAAUCCUAUGGUGAUCAUGCUUGUUGUUGGUGUUCUUAUUUCUGUUGUUUUCCCCAAGCUAAUUGAUCCUGAAGCUAUGAAAGAAGCGCAAAAAUCAAUGAGUCAAAGCGAAUCGGAAUUUAAAAAUUUAUUAGGAGGCUUGAAUACACAAAUUUCUAACCAAGCGGCGUCACCAUCCUCGUCUAGUAAGAAAAAGUCAAAGAGCGAAUAA